CCAAGUAACACUGACGGGAGAGACCUGGGUGAAGAACAUGCUGCUGUGUAUUUCUCUGCACAGCAGCAUGUCUCCCUAGUGAAACACACAGCACAUUAUGCAAAAUGGCACACAGUUAACUCUUUGAUUGCCCCAGAUGUUAACCCCUUCCUGCCCAGUGUCAGUGGUUUUUAUUAGCACUGAUCACUGUAUUGGUGUCAUUGGGAUGUCAGUGGCAGUUAGUUCCCCCCAGUAUCAGAAUGACCGCCGCAGUCCCGCUAUAAGUCGCUGAUUGCCGCCAAUGCUAGUAUUAAAAUAAAAAUUCCAGUAUACAUACCGCCAUUUGUAGAUGCUAUAACUUUCAUGUAAACCAAUUAAUUUUG
Messenger RNA from Staurois parvus, 362 nucleotides. The record is from the annotation of a GenBank genome assembly. NCBI's taxonomy places the organism in Eukaryota, Metazoa, Chordata, Amphibia, Anura, Ranidae.